Molecule: messenger RNA, 633 nt
Organism: Pyrenophora tritici-repentis Pt-1C-BFP
Lineage: Eukaryota; Fungi; Ascomycota; Dothideomycetes; Pleosporales; Pleosporaceae
Source: RefSeq, a predicted model, not a curated record
AUGGGGCCCGCCAAUCAUGACCUCUUCGCACCCACGUCGCUGCAAGUCACAAUUCGCUGCUACAUGCACUCUGUCCAGCGACAGCGACAACGACAGCGUGCAGCAGAGGUGGUGAUCAAGGACGGUGUCGGCGUCGAAAGCGACAUGCACUGCCCUGCCGGGUCCCGUGGUCAGGCAACGACCAAGUCGCACCACCAGCACGCAGUAUUACAGCAUUUCCAACAAGCGCGACACGGUAUUGUCAAAGUUUGCCGUGACAUCCGGCCAACGGCCCUGAUGCUGUUCGUUGUGCGCUGGCCCUGCUGCGAAACGAUGACUCCCCAGCGCAUGCCCGUCGCAAUGAGUCGCUCUCGAGCAAUGGGCAAUAUCCAAGGUUCUGCCCACGAGGAUCAAUUGGUAAUUGCCGCCUACGGCCGAUGCGCAACCAGAGCAGACGAUGAUAGCAGUGCACGCGAUGGCGAAUUGUGGUCCGCCCAGUGCCCAACAGUACCGCUGACUGGCUCUGUCAACAACGAUACGCGUCCAUCCACUCGCAGACGCCGCAUGUGUGGCUGCCCUCGAGCUUCCUACACGUGGCGCGCGGGAAAGUUGAAACAAAGUGCGAAGCCGGCACUACGGUACGAUCAUCAUUAG